Messenger RNA from Drosophila miranda, 912 nucleotides. RefSeq lists its product as uncharacterized. The transcript has 3 exons. Lineage: Eukaryota; Metazoa; Arthropoda; Insecta; Diptera; Drosophilidae. The record is from RefSeq and is a predicted model, not a curated record. The coding region runs from base 459 to 764 and encodes 101 amino acids.
UCCUCCGUCAGCUUAAAUUGCCCUUUUCCUUUCAGACAGUCUGUCAGAGGAGCCGAGAGUGCCGAGAAAUUUCGGAUAAACCGCCGAUACCAGCCAGCUGUCCCCAAAAAUCUCCGGAUUUGUCUCACGUUCCUUGGCAUUGGUAUUUUGGCCUGUACUUUCUCCGGAUCUGUCCUAAGUUUGCCUCCUUGAGACACUUGGCCACUUCCUCUAACAGGUGUAUAUGCUCCUCAAACGUCCGGGAAAUAACUAGUAGAUCGUCUAAGUAUACAAAGACAUGGCUUCGGAGUCGUUGUGGAAUUACUCGAUCCAUCAACCGACACAGCCGUUGGGCUGCAUUGCACAACCCGAAGGGCAUCGAUUUAAAUUGAUAGAGUGGUCUGCCCGGCACCGUGAAUGCUGUGUACGUCCGACUUUCAGGCUCCAGCUCUAUCUGCCAAAAUGCGUGCUUUAAAUCGAUGCUGCUGAUGUACACCGUAUCCUCUACGCGGCUCAGAAUUGACUCGAUGCUCUGCAGCGGGCCUACUAUAUGCGGAGCCAGACCAAACUUCCGCCAGAAAUCGACCCCUAGGUACAGCGGUUGUUUCAGCGAGGGACACAGGAACAACUACAUGGUCUGCUUUAACGUUGGAGGACCUAUCUAUUGGCUGCUUCGCGGCGACGUGGAACUCGACUCCUCCGAUUGCGUCGUGCUCAUUUUCGCGUUUCCCGGCCGACAUUUAGGGCAUUUAGGGAGAAUGACCCCGGCCAGCCCGCACUUGUAGCAGAACAGGUUACGCACGGCCGACUCACACUCAAAAUAGGUGUGACCCGGCUGAGCGCAAUUCCAGCACUUCAGCUGGGUGCGGUCGCCUCCGGAUUCCCUCGUCCUAUGGACAGCAUCCAAUGCCUCGGUCUGUUCCUCCGGGUCGU